AUCUUCACCGCAGGCACAAACACAUGGGUUUGCUUUCGUAAACAUGUCACCUUCUUCCGAAUGUGCAUUAUUCUAAUAAUUGGUCUUCUAACUGCUCGUGAUUCCAAGUACAUACCCUGCCAAACGUUUAUAUGUAUACGUAUCUCGAUGCAUCAUUAGUCACAAUUGGAUCUGGUCUACUAAUUAUUCAUCGUGUUUCGGUGUGCCUCAGAAAUGGCGAACCAAGAAAAGCAACAAAAGAGAGGGUUCAUGUAUAUUUACAAAGGUGGCACGGGAAACCAGAGGAAGAAAGAGUUGGAGCAUGGUGUGGGGCAGGAAAAGAAAUCCAAUGCACGCAGUUGGUUGCACAGGAUAUCGAGGACGAAAACUUUUAAUGGUGGCCAUGGACAAAGAGACUUAGACAUUGGAGGGGAAUUUGUUGAGGCCAGGAAAUCAACUUCUUGCUUAGAGUUAGGGUCACCAGCAGGAGGAUUCGUUGAGGGAAGAAAAUCGGUAUCUUACACAGAGGCAGCAGCAUCGCCAGCAGUAAUAAGAGGAGGCAUAGUUUUUGAAGAGGAGAGAAAAUCAGCGUCCCACAUCGAGAAAAGCUUUGCCGCUGGAGGAAUGGUUGAGGCACGCAAGUCGGUGUCCCACAUCGAAACAUUCUCCUCUGUGGCUGCUUAUCUUCAAGUGAAGGUUUUGGUCUCAGACAUGCCAAGUUUCAUGCAAGUGCAUGCCUUUCGUUGCGCGAGAAGAACAUAUGAUAGCUUGGAGAAGUUUAGCUCUAAACACAUCGCUCAUAACAUAAAGAAGGAAUUUGACAAAGCUUAUGGUCCGGUCUGGCAUUGCAUUGUAGGGUCAAGUUUUGGUUCAUUCGUGACACAUUCAACGGGGUGUUUUCUUUAUUUUUCAAUGGAAAAUAUAUAUAUUCUACUGUUCAAGACCAAAGUUAAGAAGGCGUUGGAUUAAGGUACAUAUAAUAAUUUAUACAUAUAAGAUUUAGCAAUGGCCUUUUUAUGCUGGCAAAAUUUGUAUUCACUGUUCAGAUGUCUUGUCUGUACAUGAAAAUUUAAAUGUAAUCAAGUUUCAUUCAUACAAAUCCACAUAUCCUCUUUUAGUAUUU
Messenger RNA from Cajanus cajan (pigeon pea), 1102 nucleotides. RefSeq names its product Dynein light chain type 1 family protein. Gene Ontology annotation, cellular component: cytoplasmic dynein complex. Gene Ontology annotation, molecular function: dynein intermediate chain binding. Lineage: Eukaryota; Viridiplantae; Streptophyta; Magnoliopsida; Fabales; Fabaceae. The record is from RefSeq and is a predicted model, not a curated record. Gene Ontology annotation, biological process: microtubule-based process.